Messenger RNA from Phoenix dactylifera (date palm), 3011 nucleotides. RefSeq names its product tyrosyl-DNA phosphodiesterase-like protein (gene TDP1). The record is from RefSeq and is a predicted model, not a curated record. Gene Ontology annotation, cellular component: nucleus. NCBI's taxonomy places the organism in Eukaryota, Viridiplantae, Streptophyta, Magnoliopsida, Arecales, Arecaceae. Gene Ontology annotation, molecular function: protein binding; 3'-tyrosyl-DNA phosphodiesterase activity; single-stranded DNA binding. Gene Ontology annotation, biological process: DNA repair.
GACUUCACCGGUGCCGCCCUUCUCCGUCCUAUAAAAGGCCGCAUCAGCUCUCCGAGCCGGGGAAACGGAAGCGAGCUAGGUUUCCCCUUCCCCUCGGGCGAGAGCUGGGGAUCCUCUGUUUCGGCUGCAAAAGCUACGCCAUUCCAAAAAAAUUGAGGCUUCUUGUCCUCCGGAUCUCUCCCGGAGGAGUUCGCCGAUCCUUCAACGAUCGUUAGGGUUUUAGGAAAGAACGCUUACUUUCCUACAUGGCGGGGUCUCGGGUGAAGAUUGGCCUCUUAAUUCCCCUUCAAAAGAACCUUUUGGUAGAUUACUCAGUCUCGAAUAUACCAAUAUUUCAAGGACGUAAUAUUAUUGGCCGCAAUAACCUUGCUAUAUCUGACAAGAGAGUUAGCCGCAAGCAUGUCAGUUUGCAUACAACAGUUGAUGGCUCCGCUGAAGUUGUUGUGGAAGGACCAAAUCCUGUUAUUGUAAAAUCUGGGGAUGAAAGAAAGAAGCUCUCUACUCAAGACAAAGCUCCGUUUGUUCAUGGUGACAUUCUUGAGUUGAUUCCUGGUAAUUAUUUAUUUAAGUAUGUAACAGUUGGCAAUGAGGAUGCAUCUUCAUCAAAAAUAGAUUCGAGCUUCUUAAGAAAAGAAAAAAGACACAGUGAAGAGGAGAGUUCAGCUGUCAAAAGGAAUCGACAUAUUCUUGAAGAUGAAUCUUUGGAAAAAACUUUGCAGGAAAAUGACAACUUGGAACAGGAUGAUGUAGUGGCUAUUGCACCUACUGAUUCUCAGUGGAAACCACCUGAGGUUCUGGCUUCUUGUGAGAACGUGGAGGCCAUUCGCCAUUUUUGUGUUCCUAAGGAUAGACUCUCUUUGAUCUUUCGACUUAUGCGAGUCCAAGGCCUUCCUGCAUGGACAAAUUCAUGCUCAGUUGCUAUACAAGAUGUGAUACAGGGGAACGUGCUUAUUGCCGUCUUAUCAAAUUACAUGGUGGACAUUGAUUGGUUGAUGUCUGCAUGUCCAGAUUUGAGGAAAAUUCCUCACGUGCUUGUCAUUCAUGGAGAAAGUGGUGCCACGAUUGACCGUUUGAAAAAAAAUAGACCUGCAAAUUGGAUCCUUCACAAGCCCCCACUUCCUAUUUCAUAUGGAACACACCAUUCCAAAGCUAUGCUUCUUGUAUAUCCUCAAGGUGUGCGUGUUGUUGUACACACUGCAAAUCUAAUCUAUGUUGACUGGAACAACAAAACCCAAGGUUUAUGGAUGCAAGAUUUCCCAUGGAAAGAACAACAGAAUUUGAACAAAGGGUCUUCAUUUGAAAAUGACCUGGUUGAUUAUCUCAACACACUAAAGUGGUCUGAAUUUAACGUUAAUUUGCCUGUGGUUGGCAAUGUUAACAUCAAUCCUUCCUUCUUCAAGAAGUUUGAUUAUAGCAGCUCAAAGGUUAGGUUGAUUGCAUCUGUUCCUGGAUAUCAUAAGGGUACCAACUUGAAAAAAUGGGGCCAUAUGAAAUUGCGAGGUGUCCUUGAAGAAUGUAUAUUUGAUAAAGAAUUUUGUAAAUCCCCGCUUGUUUACCAGUUUUCUUCCCUUGGUUCAUUGGAUGAGAGGUGGUUAGCUGAGUUAGCAGUGUCUAUGUCAUCAGGCAUCUUAAAUGACGGAUCACCUCUGGGUUCUGGAAAACCGCUUAUAAUCUGGCCAACCGUGGAGGAUGUUAGAUGCUCCCUAGAGGGUUAUGCAGCUGGUAAUGCAAUUCCAAGCCCACAAAAGAAUGUAGAAAAGGACUUUCUGAAAAAAUAUUGGGCUAGAUGGAAGGCAAACCAUGUAGGCCGGUGUCGUGCAAUGCCUCAUAUAAAAACCUACACUCGUUAUAAUGGUCAGAAUCUUGCUGUUUCAGUGCGAUCAUUUUCGUUUCCUCUCAACAGAUGGUUUCUGCUUACUUCAGCCAAUCUAAGCAAAGCUGCUUGGGGUGCAUUACAGAAGAACAGUUCCCAACUAAUGAUACGUUCUUACGAGUUGGGGGUUCUGUUCUUGCCAUCCACCAUUCAGGACCGUGGUUCUGAAUUCUCAUGCACGGAGAACCUGAUCUUAAAUCAGGGAGAAUGCAAGUCAUUUAGUGACACUGAGGUGUGCAAAACAAAGCUGGUGACUCUCUGCCGGAAAGGAAAUAAUGGAAUAGACUCGUCUUCAGAGGUGAUCCGACUGCCUGUGCCAUAUCAGCUCCCGCCGCAACCAUACACCUCUGAAGAUAUCCCCUGGUCCUGGGAUAGGCAAUAUUUUGAGAAAGAUGUGUAUGGUCAAGUUUGGCCACAUCAUGUUGAGCUGUAUGCAAAUGAAGAUGCUUGACCCCUGCAUUUUUUUUCCCGCUAAAGAUGCACAUUUAUGAUCGUAGUCUUGGUUCAUGUGGAAAUGACAAGCAGGUUCAGAAGCUAACCUUCUUUUGUAGUAAAAUGAGCAGGGAGGAAUGAUACCAAAGGACAACUCUCCUACCCCAAUUCCUAGGAGUCAUGAAUGCGGAGCAAGUGAUGGUAACACUUCUUCAGCUUCAGCCAUCGAAGGCAGUUAUCAGCUAGCUGUAUGACUCAGGAUUUGUAGGUUGGGAUGGUAAACAAAUUUGUUUUCUCGUCAUACCAUAUUCAUAGAACUGGGUGAUGAAACGACAUGUAACAACUAUGAAGCAUUCGUCGGUAGCUCACUAUGAAGUCUCUUGAUAAAUAAUGAUGGUGUGCAUAGAGCGUCAGGGUCCCAUAUUGCUUCUUGAUCACCUUUUAAGGUUUUGCAAAGCUGUCGGAGACCUUAUCAACGAAGUAUUGCACUAAAAAGUGGCUGUACGGCAAAAUGCUUGUUUUUUGUUUUGCAAGUUUUAAUUUUUCAGAGAACAUGCUGCCUCAGGAGUCUUGUGUUGGCUUCAAAAAGUUCGGUUAAUCGUGUGAAUCAUAGUGGUUGAGAGAGGGGGGGUUCUUGGCAUGCUUUGCACGCUUAAAGCUGCCUCCAUUCGGAGUAAUGAGAGAUUAAGAUAUGUUUUCUCCGUUA